Molecule: messenger RNA, 2991 nt
Organism: Oenanthe melanoleuca
Lineage: Eukaryota; Metazoa; Chordata; Aves; Passeriformes; Muscicapidae
Product: opsin-3-like
Exons: 4
Coding region: 111-1169 (352 amino acids)
Biological process (GO): G protein-coupled receptor signaling pathway
Cellular component (GO): photoreceptor outer segment; membrane
Molecular function (GO): G protein-coupled receptor activity
Source: RefSeq, a predicted model, not a curated record
CGGAGCCUGUGCCGCUGUCCCCUCUGUCCCCUCUGUCCCCUCUGUCCCCGCUGUCCCCGCUGUCCCCGCAGUGCCCGCAGUGCCCGCGGUCCGGGCCACCCAGCUCCGGGAUGCGAGCCCCCGUUGCCGCCGCCUGCGGGGACGAGCCCGAGCGCUGCCUGAGCCCCGCGGGGAGGCUGGCGGCCGCCGUGUGCCUGGGCGCCCUGGGCAGCCUGGGCUUCUGCAGCAACCUGCUGGUGCUGCUGCUCUUCUGGCGCUUCCCGGCGCUGCGCUCGCCCAUCAACCUGCUGCUGCUCAACAUCGCGCUCAGCGACCUGCUGGGCUGCGCGCUGGGCACGCCGCUCGGGCUGGCCGCGGGGACCAGCGCCGCUCCCGGGGCCGCCUGCGCCUGGCACGGCUUCGCCACCGCCCUCUGCGGCAUCAUCUCUCUCAUCUCCCUGGCUGUGCUUUCGUACGAGCGUUACUGCACCAUGACGAGGACAGCAGAGCCUGACACCACCAACUACAGGAAAACAUGGGCUGGCAUCAUCCUCUCCUGGACAUACUCCUUGCUCUGGACCCUUCCCCCGCUUUUUGGCUGGAGCAGCUAUGGGCCAGAAGGACCAGGGAUAACCUGCUCUGUGAACUGGCAUUCCAAGGAUGCCAACAAUGCCUCCUACAUCAUCUGUCUUUUCAUCUUUUGCCUUGUGAUCCCCUUUGCCAUCAUUGUCUAUUCCUAUGGGAAGCUGCUCUGUGCUGUCAGACAGGUGAGCAGCAUCCAGCGGGGGCCGGGCCGGAGCCGGGAGCAGCGCAUCCUGCUCAUGGUGCUGGUGAUGGUGCUGUGCUUCCUCCUCUGCUGGCUGCCCUAUGCAGCUGUGGCACUCAUUGCCACCUUUGGGCAGCCUGGGCUCAUCACCCCUGCAGCCAGCAUCAUCCCAGCCAUCCUGGCCAAGAGCAGCACUAUCUACAACCCCAUCAUCUACGUGUUUCUGAACAAACAGUUUUACAGGUGCUUUGUGGCACUCCUGAGAUGCAACAAAUCCCCCAGUUCCUUGCCCAGGUUAAAAAAGCAACAACAAAAGCCAGGCUCUGAAGAGCUCCUGCCAAAGCCCAGCCAAGCCCAGCCACCCCAAAACAGGGAUGCAGAGCAUGGUGCUGUGGGACAGCUCCAGGAAACAACCUGCAUGUGAAGAGAGGAGGAAACAGGAGGAAAUUAUCAGCUGGCAGAUGGUCCCUCCCUCCCUGGUUUGGAUUAUGCUCCUCCAAGAAGUCCCACAUUGCUUUUCAACACAAACCUGAAUGGAUCAUGAAGAAAUGUGCAGUUACAAAGUAAAGCUCUACUAAAAAUUUAAAUGUAUGUAUUGGUUAUGUUAAAUUUUAGAAAUUGCAGCUGAAGCUUAGGAAAAUAAGUAUUUUAGGGACUUUUAAAUUAUCAGCCUUCAAAGUUACUGCACCUAAAGACAACUUCUUCCCAACACUCAGGGAGGAAGCAACUCUGAAUGCACAGCACUGAGCUGGGUAAAGCCCUUGUCAGGAAAUCUGCCACUGUGUGAGCAUUAGGAAAAAACAAGAGUGAUUGCAGCCCUUUGUACAAGUGGGGCAGAAGGGGCCAGGCCAGCCAGGGCAGGCUGUGAGCAGAGAGGAGCAUCAGUGAGACCUGCAGUGCUGGGACAGAGAGGAUUUACCCAGAAUGGUCCCAGGAAAACUGGGUGGGAAUCUCCUAUGGGAUCUCCCUGAACAGUGCCAGUGACCCCAUCAGGAAAACUGGGUGGGAAUCUCCUAUGGGAUAUCCCUGAAGAGUCCCAGUGACCCCAUCAGGAAAACUGGGUGGGAAUCUCCUAUGGGAUCUCCCUGAACAGUGCCAGUGACCCCAUCAGGAAAACUGGGUGGGAAUCUCCUAUGGGAUAUCCCUGAAGAGUCCCAGUGACCCCAUCAGGAAAACUGGGUGGGAAUCUCCUAUGGGAUAUCCCUGAAGAGUCCCAGUGACCCCAUCAGGAAAACUGGGUGGGAAUCUCCUAUGGGAUAUCCCUGAAAAGUCCCAGUGACCCCAUCAGGAAAACUGGGUGGGAAUCUCCUAUGGGAUAUCCCUGAACAGUGCCAGUGACCCCAUGAGGAAAACUGGGUGGGAAUCUCCUAUGGGAUCUCCCUCCUGGAUCAUCUUUGGGAAGGAAGGGACAGGUGCUCCUACAAACAGAAAAGCACUGGGAAAGCCUCAGAAGUGCAGCUGGAGGAAGAAUGAUAAACAAACAAACAAACAAACAGGGAACAACCUUUCCCUCAUUAACUCUGAGCACAGUCUCAAUAUUUUGACAAUAUUUUCAUCCCAAAUUGGAAGGAAAACAUGAAAUAACACCGUCCUGUGGAGAAUUGCUUUUCAAAUCCCAAACUACAUGGAAAUGCCUUCCUUCAGAGGAGUUUCACACAGAAGCAAAUCCACAGCCCUGCCAACACAGCUGUCAAAAACUUGUGCUUUAAUUACCAUAUAUUAGCCAACACAGGGGUCUGGGUGAGUGAACACUGUGCAUAUCAUUACCAGGGUACCUGUUCCAAAAGGAUAUUUUUGAUUUUUCAGAUGAUCAAAGCUGUCUUUUUCUUCCAGGGUUGUGGGUUUAUUUUUUCUUUGCAAUAUUAACAAAAGCUUCCUUGUAGUCACAACAUUAUUUCACAACCUAUUUCUUUUUUCAUCCCUAAACCACAAUUGUACUAAUAACCUAAAUAACCAAAUGUUUUAAAAUACAGAAGCAGAAGCCAUGAAUUGAGGCUUUUAUUGAGGUUGUAUAGGUGGAUGAAAUUAAAGCCAUAGAUGCACUUACUGCUAAGCAAUACUAAUCAAUUAUUUAUUCCCAAUCACAUAAUUUUAAAGAGUAGUUUGUUAUUUUCAGAUUAGAAAGCACGUCAGGAUAUUCUCAGUUCAUCUUUUUCCCUUGGUAUUGUCUCUAGGUGGAUUGUUAAAUUCCAGUAUGAUUUUCUACAUUAAUUAUAAUAUUGCAGCUCUGUGACUGGUGGUUUUUU